Messenger RNA from Arctia plantaginis, 1266 nucleotides. Lineage: Eukaryota; Metazoa; Arthropoda; Insecta; Lepidoptera; Erebidae. The record is from the annotation of a GenBank genome assembly.
AUGGAUUCUAUGAACAAUAUUAGAAAAUUUGAUGUCACGGUUAGAUAUGCAAGCCUGGUAUCAUUUAUUCUGGUGAUCAUGUUGCCACUGAGCACCAGCUACAUCGAUUGUCGGAUAUCUUGCAGACGUUGCCACGAAAACACAGAACAUCCCUCUGUUCUCGAAGUAUACUGCGCUAUGUGUGAAGAAUGCAAGCAGAGGAGACGGGAGAAGCUCGUAAGCAAGACAGGUCAACAGUCAUCAUCAGGUUCUACCAGAACUGCUCGUAAGAAGCCUAUGAUGUUUCCCAAAGUAAUGCAAACAAGCGCCUCCCAACCGCCCGAACAACAUACGUCGCCACCGUCAGAAUUCCAUACGCCGUCGGAAUACCACACGCCGUCGGAAUACCACACGCCGUCAGAAUACCACGCGCAAUCACAAUAUCGGACAAUACCACAACAUCGUAUACGAUCAGGACAUCUUAAGCCUCAAGUGGAUCGUGCACCGCAAGUAGUGCAGCACUCGCCACAUAUCAUUCACGAACAAGAAGAAGCACAUGAUGAACUAGCAGUUCCAGCUCAAGAAACACAAGUAGCUAACACACCGUAUUUACAUAAGAGACAUAAGGGACUGCAGAUACGUCAAGAAAGUCCUGCCCUGAAACAAAAGAAAGUUAUGAGAAAUGACGAAUCGUGUCAAGAAGAAUCGCAGCCAGUAAAUCAGCAGUAUGUACAAAUGCCUUCACCGUUGCAGAUGCCUAUGGCACCGGCGGGUGGAAUACCUAUGAUGGCACCACCGAUGUUAAUGCCAGGACGUAUAGGUAUGUACCAAGAUUGCCCGUCACCUCCCUUUUGUUCAGAGUCGGAAGAAGAAAGAACACUACUAGAAGUAGAGACACCUAAGUCCACAAUGACUACAACGACGACGACUACGACGACGACCACUACAACUACAACCAGACCACCCACCUACAAAACACCAUGUAUUAUAAAAAGAAAGAUUCCACCUCCUCCUCUACCCAUACCACAGAUGCCAAUGAUGGCGCCUAUGAUGCCACCUAUGGCAGUUAUGGCACCUAUGAUGAUGAGCCCUAUGAUGAUGCCGUGCAUGCCACCGUAUGGGCACCCGUGCAUUACUCACAAAUCACCUGUUGGAGAUCCUCGCCUACUGAAAAAUCAAUUUCACAAACCAGUUAUUCCCGAAGACCCACUUUCUUCAACUACUGCUACUAAUUCAGACUACCAGUUUGUGUAUGUGGGAAUACCCAAAAGUAAGUCGGGAAGCUAG